Molecule: messenger RNA, 1353 nt
Organism: Babesia bigemina
Lineage: Eukaryota; Apicomplexa; Aconoidasida; Piroplasmida; Babesiidae
Product: Probable serine/threonine-protein kinase kinX
Exons: 1
Coding region: 1-1353 (450 amino acids)
Source: RefSeq, a predicted model, not a curated record
AUGGUAUUCAACUCGUUGACCGAGCUUCCCCGCAAUUUCAGGGAGGGUAUUGACUGGCUGGUAGCGCUGAAGGGAUCUGAUGCUGAAAAGAACUUGGCGGCUAUUAGUGACGCAGUUUUGAAUUUUCUCAGAGACAACUCAGUUUGUUAUGACGACAUUCCAGCCUUCCAGAAGCUUAAACUUAUUACUAAAGAGUUCUUGGAACAAGAGGGGCUUAAAGACCGGCGGGCAGUAAAAAUGAUAUUGGAUAGAUUCAAUACGCCUACUCAUAAAAAACGCGAUUUCUUCUCAACGUUUUCUCAUCCCAUCGAUGAGGACGAUGAUGAUAAUGGCAUAAAGACCUGGGGUAUCACUGCUGAAAAUAUUGUGGAGAGAAUAGCCAAAUCUGUGAAAGGUUGUGAUAAGUUCUUGGCAGAAGUAAAAAUUCCCGGCAAAUAUAUGUCUGCUUACAGUUCAGGAGCAACAUGGAGUAAUUCAUGUACCCAGAAACCGGCAGAUUGCGCAGCUGUCUUCGUGGGAAUCACGCCGAUGCUAUAUGCAGGGUUGAUGUCUUUGUGGGAUGCGACUGACGCUGAUGAUUUUAGGUUGUUUCCAUCCAAGGCGAAGAAGAACUUAGGAGAUUUAUUGAACGCUUUGCGUUAUGCUAAGCCGGAAUGCAGCUCUAGCUUAAGUCGUUCAGACGUCGUAAAUGCGUUGAGCGGUAUAGGUAUAGAAGAGUUGGACACGCUCAUGGAACUCGCCGACUUCUGGAUUACGCAGGGAUCGGAGAAUGAGGAAGCUGUAGAAGAUAUGGAAACUGAGGUAUCUGCAGACGUUGAAGAAAUUAUAGAACCCGUAAACGCCGCAGAAUCUGUAAAUGCCUUAAAAGCUGAGGAGACUGUAAAUGACAUAGAGGCUGAAGAAACAGUAGACGAAGUAGAGGCUGAAGAAACAGUAGACGAAGUAGAGGCUGAAGAAACAGUAGACGAAGUAGAGGCUGAAGAAACAGUAGACGAAGUAGAGGCUGAAGAAACUGUAGACGAAGUAGAGGCUGAAGAAACAGUAGACGAAGUAGAGGCUGAAGAAACUGUAGACGAAGUAAAGGUUGAGGAACCUGUAAAGGACGUGAAGGCCGCGUCAGUGAAGCCACGUGUACAAUACGUUAAACCUGUAAAACCUCGCAAAUUCUACAUGGGCAGCAGGGGAGUAUACGGAAUACCAGGGGUUGACAUCAACAUGGGUUUGUUGCAUGCCUGGAAUACCAAAAAAUAUCAUAAUAAGCGUCCCCAAAUCUCUACUGCUGCCGCCACAGGCAACUUCCAGUGUCCUGGUGCACCUACAGUGGCGAACUUGGACGCCGCUAGUCCCAUUUAA